Penicillium atrosanguineum is the source of this 582-nucleotide messenger RNA. Its product is annotated as metallophosphatase domain-containing protein. The record is from RefSeq and is a predicted model, not a curated record. The transcript has a single exon. Lineage: Eukaryota; Fungi; Ascomycota; Eurotiomycetes; Eurotiales; Aspergillaceae. Gene Ontology annotation, molecular function: hydrolase activity. The coding region runs from base 1 to 582 and encodes 193 amino acids.
AUGUCCUGUCUUCACGAACUCGUUCAUCGACAGCGACUAGGACCAUGGCAAAAAUUCCGGGCCCAGCCUUACGUCUUCCUCGCACGAAUGCUUUACAGUUGGCAUAAACCUAUUCCAGCUAUGCCUCUCACAAGUCCUAUUGCGAUUGUCUGUAUCUCCGAUACUCAUAACACCCAAACCGGAGUUCCGGAUGGAGAUAUCCUUAUACAUGCUGGUGAUCUCACACAAUCUGGGUCUUUCCAGGAACUCCAGGACGCACUCGACUGGCUACGCGCCCUGCCUCAUCCCAUCAAAAUCGUAAUUGCUGGCAAUCAUGAGCUAUUACUUGAUUCAGCAUGGGAUGAUUCAUCAGGUCGAGCAGCCUCUGGGCGGGCUCAGCUCGACUGGGGCGAUAUCACCUACCGGAAAAAUGAGAACACGGAAUCAGCUAAUGCUGAUUGUCGGUUCGACUGUCGGCCCCGAACCGACCCAGAAUUUCACCUUCGUGCUCGGCAGCUCAUGGCCACGUCCCCGACUUCGUCGCUUGAGAGCGCGACAAAGAGCACAUGGCGCCCUGACUUACACCCUCCUAGCUUGUGCUGA